This is a messenger RNA of Cajanus cajan (pigeon pea), 2063 nucleotides long. RefSeq lists its product as uncharacterized. The record is from RefSeq and is a predicted model, not a curated record. Gene Ontology annotation, biological process: protein phosphorylation. Gene Ontology annotation, molecular function: protein serine/threonine kinase activity; ATP binding. Lineage: Eukaryota; Viridiplantae; Streptophyta; Magnoliopsida; Fabales; Fabaceae.
CCUUUGAUGUCCGAAUUUACCUGAAAAAGGUGGCAUGAAAAUAUCCGGCGGUUACAUUGCAAAAUGAUUACAUACACAGACACUCAUUUAUUACUCCUCACUCACUCUCCCCACAUGCCAUAACCAUCCAUACCACCCAAUCCAAUCCAACAAAUACAAUGGCCGCAGCCUUGGAGUGCUGGUCCAGCCGCGCCACCACCGCCGCCGCCGAUGACGACGCCGUGGAGCAGGUCCUCAUGCGCACCCACCACAGAUCCGAAGGCACCGCCACCCCCAAAGACCCCUCCUCCCUCCCUGUCCACAAGAAGCUCCAGAAGCUCACUCGCAACGUCUCCGAAGCCAUAGCUUCCUUCAAAAACUCCCUCAACCUCGAUUCCCCUCCUUCCUCCAAAGCCGACGCUUCCUCCAGAAAACUCGCCUGGGGCACCGUCGUUCGCAACCUCACUCAGCUCUACCCCGGAAGCCAGUUGCCGGAGAAGCUCAUGUCCAACAUUCGCAAGCAUUAUGAUUCAUUGCCUCUCAGUUAUGCACAGGCUGAGUUUGAUAUGAAGGAUGUGUUUCUUCACAUAAAGCUGAUGGAGCAAGCUUCGGAGAGUGAGCAGCCUGCGAUUUUGAUCCAAGAGGAGUGUGAUGAUGAGGCUCAGGUUCAGGGUUCUCCUUUGAGGCUCACGUUUGCUUGCAACUCUCCGAUUUCGUGGCCUGCGAUGUCGGGUGCGUUGGAUAGUUCCUCCAUUUGCUGCAAGAGGAUGCAGAUCUUUGAGAAGAAGGGUUUCACCUUGGGGGUUGUGCUUCUUGUGGUUCAGUCUGGGCAUGAUAAGUUGGUGAGGACCAGGGUUGAAAAUGCUUUGAAGUUUGCCAUGAAGAGGUCCAAAACUGGUUCUGUGAAGCUCCCCUUUGGGCUCUGUGGGUGCCAGGAGGAGAAUUCUAAAGGGAGAGAGCUUGGGGAGAUUGAAGAAGAAGCCGGUGAUGGUUGCCGCGGAAAGGAGUUUGAGAAUUCAGGCCAAAGGAUUCAGCUUCAGGUGCCUUUGCCUUCUUCAUGUUUUGUUGUGUCAGUGGAUGAAUGGCAGACCAUAAAGUCAGGUGGGGAUGAGAUUGAGAAAUGGUUGUUGAACUCAGAUAGUGUUGAGUUUGUGGAGCAGAUUGGACCUAAUUCGUAUAAGGGAGUGUAUAUGGGGAAGAGGGUUGGGAUUGAGAAGCUAAAGGGGUGUGAUAAAGGGAAUUCUUACGAGUUUGAGCUUCAUAAAGAUCUGCUGGAACUGAUGACUUGUGGUCAUAGAAACAUUCUGCAGUUCUGUGGUAUUUGUGUGGAUGAUAAUCAUGGGUUUUGUGUGGUGACCAAGUUCAUGGAAGGUGGGUCUGUUCAUGACUUGAUGUUGAAGAACAAGAAGCUUCAGAAUAAGGAUAUUGUGAGGAUUGCUGUUGAUGUGGCCGAAGGGAUGAAGUUUAUGAAUGAUCACGGUGUUGCAUAUAGAGACCUUAACACACAGAGGAUUCUGUUGGAUAGGCAUGGGAAUGCUUGCUUGGGAGACAUGGGCAUAGUCACUGCCUGCAAGAGUGUUGGAGAAGCAAUGGAGUAUGAAACUGAUGGUUAUAGGUGGCUAGCUCCAGAGAUAAUUGCAGGGGAUCCAGAGAAUGUGACAGAGACAUGGAUGAGUAAUGUUUAUAGUUUUGGAAUGGUAAUUUGGGAGAUGGUAACUGGUGAAGCAGCUUAUUCUUCAUUUUCACCGGUGCAAGCUGCAGUGGGCAUUGCGGCAUGUGGCCUUAGACCUGAAAUUCCAAAAGACUGCCAACAAACUCUAAAAUACAUUAUGACAAAGUGCUGGAACAACACCCCUUCAAAACGCCCUCAGUUCUCUGAAAUUUUAGCCAUAUUGCUACGACCAAACAAUAGAUAAACAUCUAUAUAUAACUAGUUCAUGGACAAGAAAAUGAUAACAAGUCCAUGGCUAAACAUGAUUCCACAUAUGCUUUUAUGGCAGUAACGAAGUUGUAAAUUUUCUGCUUUCCACAAUCUUGUAUCAUCUCUUAAUGACAUCAUAAAAUUCCAAAUGUCUUUGUCAUCA